Messenger RNA from Myiozetetes cayanensis, 10524 nucleotides. It is a transcript of the gene FOXK1, whose product is annotated as forkhead box K1. Gene Ontology annotation, molecular function: RNA polymerase II cis-regulatory region sequence-specific DNA binding; protein binding; DNA-binding transcription factor activity, RNA polymerase II-specific. The coding region runs from base 53 to 1852 and encodes 599 amino acids. The record is from RefSeq and is a predicted model, not a curated record. NCBI's taxonomy places the organism in Eukaryota, Metazoa, Chordata, Aves, Passeriformes, Tyrannidae. The transcript is spliced from 9 exons. Gene Ontology annotation, biological process: regulation of transcription by RNA polymerase II.
CUGCGCCGGGCCGGUGCUGGCGCGGCUGCAGGGCCGCGAGUUCGAGUUCCUCAUGCGGCAGCCGGCCGUCACCAUAGGCCGCAACUCCUCGCAGGGGUCGGUGGACGUCAACAUGGGGCACUCCAGCUUCAUCUCGCGGCGGCACCUGCAGCUCAGCUUCCAGGAGCCGCACUUCUACCUGCGCUGCCUCGGCAAGAACGGCGUCUUCGUGGACGGCGCCUUCCAGCGCCGCGGCGGCCCGGCCCUGCAGCUCCCGCCGCAGUGUACUUUCCGAUUCCCCAGCACGGUUAUAAAGAUCCAGUUCACAUCUUUAUACCAUAAAGAGGAAGUAAAAGAGGAAACCUCAUCGCCUCCCCCUCGACCACUUUACCCUCAAAUAUCACCUCUGAAGAUCCACAUCCCGGAGCCGGAUCUCCGGAGCGUGGUCAGUCCCCUCCCAUCCCCCACAGGCACUAUCAGUGUUCCCAACUCUUGCCCGGCCAGUCCACGUGGUGCUGGAUCCUCAGGAUACCGUUUUGUCCACAACAUUACCUCGGAUCUGCAGCUGGCAGCAGAGUAUGCGGCAAAAGCGGCAUCGGAGCAGCAGGCAGAUGCAUCUGGCGGGGACAGCCCAAAGGAUGAGUCCAAGCCACCCUAUUCUUAUGCUCAGCUAAUUGUGCAGGCUAUAUCUUCAGCACAGGACAGGCAAUUAACACUAAGUGGGAUCUAUGCCCACAUUACCAAGCAUUAUCCAUAUUACAGGACUGCUGACAAAGGCUGGCAGAAUUCCAUUCGGCACAACCUCUCCUUGAACCGUUACUUUAUUAAAGUCCCACGCUCCCAAGAGGAGCCUGGAAAGGGCUCCUUUUGGCGAAUUGACCCUGCCUCUGAAGCCAAACUAGUAGAACAAGCAUUUAGAAAACGAAGGCAAAGAGGAGUGUCCUGCUUCCGAACACCUUUUGGGCCUCUCUCCUCCAGGAGUGCUCCUGCCUCCCCUACUCACCCUGGCCUGCUGUCCCCUCACUCUAGUGGCCUACAGACUCCAGAGUGCCUGUCACGGGAGGGCUCACCCAUUCCACAUGAUCACGACUUUGGGUCAAAGUUAGCCUCAGUUCCGGAAUACCGGUAUUCCCAGAGCGCACCUGGGUCUCCAGUGAGUGCCCAGCCAGUGAUUAUGGCUGUUCCUCCCCGACCAUCUACCCUGGUGGCAAAGCCAGUGGCGUACAUGCCAGCGUCAAUAGUGACUUCUCAGCAGCCUUCCUGUCAUGCAAUUCACCUAGUUCAACAAGCUCCCACUGUUACCAUGGUCCGAGUCGUGACCUCCUCUGCAAACUCUGCAAACGGAUACAUCCUCACAAACCAGGGCACAGCAGGAGGAGCUCAUGAAGCUGCAGGAGCAGUGUUGGACUUAGCUGGUGACCAUCGAGGCGUGGAUGAAAAGCCAACGAUUGCGUUUGCCGCCAUCCCCACAGCCAGCCGUGUCAUCCAGACAGUGGCCAGUCAGAUGGCCCAGGGUGUCCCUGGGCAGACAGUCACGAUCCUCCAGCAGGCAGCUCCAGUGGCCAUCGGGCAGCACCAGCUGCCGGUGCGGGCGGUCACCCAGAACGGCAAACACGCUGUGCCCACCAACAGCAUCGCCAGCAACGCCUACGCUCUUACAAACCCACUGCAGCUCCUUGCAGCCCAGGCCAGCUCGUCCACUCCUGUUGUAGUCAGCCGGGUCUGCGAGACGGGGACCGAGGAGACGGCAGCAGCCUCUGCCAGUGAACCUGAAGUGAAAAGAGCCCGGAUAGAAGAGCCCAGUGGAGCAGUCCCAGCCCAGACUGGAGUCAUCACAUCUGCAAUGCCACAAGGACAGGCAACCAGUGAAUGAAGAACCGGUGGGAGGAGCUGGAGUGAUGUGGGGUGGGCAUGAUGGGAUGGCAGGAAUCCUAAAGCAGCUUUCACAGGAAACAAACCACAACUGUAACAGCUCAAAACAUAAACAGCUCCUUUUAAAGUCAGAUUUUUAAAUGGGAGGACAACAGCUGUUAGAGUCACAAGGUGCCAAAAAGAAUGGAAAACCCCUCCCAAGAACCCAUAUCUGGAACUCUGUUCUGUCUUUACUUAUGGGAUAUUUUUUCCUUUUUUUUUUUCUUUUUUUUAAAAGAUUCAAAAAAAAAAAUUACAGACAACUGAUUGUAUGACUGCUGGGAUAUUUUUAACUGUCUUUUUCCCUUUUGGCUCCAAGGGGAUGGGAUUUGCAGUUCAGCAUCUAAAGGAAUGUAAUACAAAUACAGUCUGCUCCCUGGAAAGAAAACUCCUCACGUUCUAUGCCUUAAUACCACACUUCUGGAGAGCUUUGAACCAUAGGACCAUUUCAAUAAGGUCACCUAAGGCAAUCAAAUGCUGAAAGAUGGGUGCAGUAUCUCACAACAACAUUAAAGAAACAUGGUACCAAGCUUAAAGAAAAAGGCAAAUGAUUCUGUUUUUUUUAAAACAGAAAAAUUCUGAAUAUGAAUGCUUAUUUAUGUGAGGGUUCAGGAGGAAGAGUUACAGGGCUCAGCCACCUGGAUUUCCAGAUGCAAUUUCUCUCCAUUCCCUCUGAGAGAAUAAGAUGACAGAGGAACUGUAUUAACUUGGUUCCUGUAAAGAUACUAAAAACACAAAGGGGUUUGUACCUUCACUGAUUUCUUACAAUUAUUCCUCACUUGCUUUGGACAACAGCCAAAGUAUCUUGAUGCCUGAGGAUCACGUGGGGAAGGGUGUCUCCACAGGUUCUGUGUGCAUUUGAUUGAUCCCAUCUUGUGCUGGAGCUUUGGUUCACAAUAGCAGUGUAGGUGAAGGCAUGGCCACUGUCUCUGUGAACUUGAGAAAAUGUUGGUUGAUCCUCUGCACUAAAAGCUCCCGUUGGGGGUGUGCUCCUCAGCUCCAUGGGCAGGAGGCCAGGGCUGGGCAGGAGGCUGUGCUGCCCCUCUGCCAUGGCAAACACCAAAGCUCCUGUGUUACUCUUCAGAGAGGAAAGCUGAGGGCUGGGAUGAGAGGCAGCAGAAGCCAUACAGUGUUUCACACAAAUUCUGUAAGGGUGUAGAGACCAAGGCAAAAGACUUUCCUUUUAUCUUCCAUGUGGCAAAAGCCAUCUGGAGCUCUUAAACAAUUUUUCUAAAGGAAUUUGGAGGUUUCCUUGCGUUGCUUGGCUCGCUUUCCCGUCUCUUCUGCCUUGAGAGCCUUCACCAGCAGGAGGAGGCUUUUACUCAAACUGUAUUCCAGGCUCCUCAUGUAGUACAAGGAUGUCUUAUCAGGAAAGCAGAUUUGACUCACUGCAGCCACGAGAAAUAGUGGGUGCAUGUGAUACCUUGUGACUGGCAAAGAAGUCAACCCCUGCCUGUAGCCUCCAGCAAACCCCUUUGGUUUUAUACCCAUUUGCAGUCCCCUUGGCUAACAUGUCUUCUGGCAGCACAGCAGAGAUCUUUUAAUUUAGCAAAUGUUAUGGCUUUGGUUAUGGCCAAAGAGACUUAAGAGGGAUGGGCUGUACCUCUCGUAGGUUAUCCCCCAUCUGUACUGAUUUGUUGUCCAGUUGCUAUCCUAUGCAGUCUGACAGUGCUAUCACAGAGCAGAGAGAGCAAACCCGCUGCAGGAACUCUGCAAAAAGCUUUUCCCAGUGUGCAGUAAAUGAUAACUGGCAGCAUGUUCCGUGGGGAUUAGGGGGUAAGGCACAACUCCCCAGUGUCUGCUGGAAUCUGGGGAGGGGGAGGAAAUCCACAAGGUAACAGCUGGCAUCACUUCUUCCCUUCUAGGUUUCCUUUGUCUUUGCCAAAUCCUAUUCAACAGCCAAGUCCCACUGCUUGAAUAAAACCCCGACAUGUUUUAUUCUCAAGUCCCUUGUUUUGUGAGAAAUAUUUCUAAAAGAAGGAAAGAAUUUCUCAGUCUCGUGAUUUGCGGUUACUUUCUGCGGAUAAAGGCACGUUAAAUAUUCAGGACAGAUCAUUUAUCUCAGCCUGGCUUUCAGAAUUUAGGUGUGUGCCUUAAGUGACAAGUUGUUAGAUUGGAUUUUAGUACUUUAAAAUGGUUUUGUGAAGGAGGAUUGUUACAGACCACAAGGUAAUUGAAGCAGGCUGGCCUCCAGCUGCCCCUUCUCUCUAGGUGUGGCGUAGCGGAAAAGCACAUGGAUUAGCUCUGUUUUCUGUAGCCUUUCCAAAGCCAGAACUCAAUAAAAUGAACUUCAAGGAAGAAUGCACAAGUGAGAGUGCAGCACAGUUUAUCUGUGAUUAAUCAUUACUUUUGGGUGACUGCUGGUUUAGAUGCAGGCACGCCUCUGAAACAACCCUGGGACUCGGGAGCUUUCCAGAAGCACAGGAGUCCUUGGGUUUCCAGAAUGUUGUGUGAGUCAGAGCAAGAUGAAAAACCAUCAGAAUACUGUUCAGGAUGUGUUGUUCAACUGCCAAAGUUUGCAGAUUUUUCUUUGCUGCUGCUUUUCUCUGGGAGAGUCUAAAUAAUUAGGCCCUGAACUUCUGUAAACUAGUCCAGCACUGUAGAAAUACAUCAGCUGAAUUCAGUGUUUUCAUCCACCAGCUGCUGCUUUAUAGAUACCUCUUGAAAGUCCAUCCUCGGGUUGCAUGUGUAGAUUUGCCUACUAAGUAUUUAGAACAGAAUAACACUUUCUUCCUUUUGUGGCUCACGCUGCCUGCUGGUUCAAGUGGGAGUUGAGGAUAAGCAAAUAUCUUUGUUCUGUUCCCCCUCUCUGCUUGACGUGUCUGGAACUUGUCAGUUCAUCCUGUCAGGGAGUUUUUUGCUUUAUCACUCUGCUGCAUCCCCCUGGUACUGUAAGAAACAGCCAUACCACUUGCAGAUAGUUUUGUAGGUUUGCCUAAACAUUGCCUGAUACUGGAUAAAGUAACUGUUCCUGCUAAAUCCUUUUGAGAGCAGUGGAAAAAUGUGGUUCUCAUCUGGAACAUGCGAGAUGGAGGCCUCUUGUUUCAAGCCUCCAGAUUAAUUCUUUCAUCACACUGCUCAGUCUGGAAGACAGCACCAUUCUUUUUACAUAGCAAUCCUGAUUCCCUGGGCUGCAGAGGAAUGAAAAUUAAUGUGAUGGUGGAAUUAAGUCUUCAGCUAGAGAGAAAAUGUUUACCUUAAUGGUUCUAUGCAGUACUCAGAUUAUUUUGAAUUGAUCAUCCAGCUUGGGUUUUGUCUAAAAAGUUGCAUCUUAUCCUCAAUUAAUUAUAUUAACUGAGGAAGGUUUGAGGGGACGAGAAGGAGGAGGCUUUACAAGAGCUGAAUGCAGUUGUUCUUGGUUUUAUUCCACUGGAAUUCCUUAGUUGUUGUUCAUCUUGACCUUGGCUCUUGUGAUACAGAAGGCUUUUUGCAGUAAGAUCAAUUUAAUCUGAUUUAGUGAUAACACAACACAGUGCUGAGCACAAAAUUGAAGUUCAUGAUUAGCUCAUAUAUUCCUUUCAACUCUUUUUUCCUUCCCAUAUUCUUCCCUCCCCCACACCAUUUACGCUGUCCCCUGUAGCAUAUCCUGUCAUUUUCAUCCACUGACCUGAGCAGCACCUUGCAUUAAGCUCUGCCCAAGGACUCGAGGAUGAAAAUACCUGUGGAAUACAUGUUGCUCCAGAGCAGCUUGAGAAAGGUCAGUUUGGUCACCCUGUAUUAAUUUUCAUUCUGUGUUUUAGACAUGUUACUGUUGGGCAUAGCUUAUUCAGGGGUGUGUUUUCAGAGAUACAUUAAAGCUUUGUAAGAGGAAAGAAAUAGUUCAAUAACAGCAGAAGCCUUUACAGUUCUUCUGCAAUCAAUGUCAUGGUCUGCCUUCAGGUUUUGGAGGGACUAAACUUGGGUUUGCAUGUUUUAGAGAGCUGUCUUUCAGAGUUAAUUUCCACUUUUUUUUUUUUUUCAAAUUUUCAGUAGGGAAAUACCAGCAGUGCAAUCAGACUUGGAGCACAGAAAGGUAGGGACCUGUAUCAAAGCAAGUGAGAGCAUCUGACCUGAGCUUUCGUGCAGUGUGGUGUGGAACACUUUUCCCUGCCUGCUGGCAACGUUAAAUUGGUAUUAGAGCUUUUCAUCUGUGUUAGCAGGGAGUGUUCCCAGGGAGAUAUUUGGUGUCACCCUGAUGGUGUGCAAGCAUGUAAAUGAAUGUCAAAAUAUAGGGGUGAAAGGAGAAAUGUUUCCCUGCCAUACCUGGAUUUGGGGAUCUUGAAUGACGAGGAUUUAACCUAGCAAUAGUUCUGUUUCCACAGAGAAUCCACUCUCACCACCCUUCUCACCAAUUUAAGAAGAAUUUCCCACAGCUGCAUGUGUUUGUUGCCUCUCAGAAGAGCCUAGCUCUGCCUCCUCUGCAUCUUCCAAAUAGGUAGUUGAAGAUUCCAGUAAGAUUUUCCCCAUUUGCUUCCUUUUCUUGAGAUUGAACCAACCUGGUUUUCCUGGUCUCUUCUCUUACAUCACGUGCUCAGGCUCCAGGGCAUCAGGUGGAAUUGCUGCAGGUGACUGUGAGUCUUGUACUGGGGAGGCCAAAAGCAGGCACAGUUCUGCAGACAUGAUCUGGAAAAUGCUGGAUGGAUUGGAAAAGGAAUCCCUUUCCUUGGCCUGAUAGCUACACUUUGGCCUGUACAGCCCAAUACCUGUUUGGACUCUUGCUGCAAGACAAGUGUCAGUGUGAGAAACGAGUCACAAAAUGAACUUCAAAUGCUCUGGAUUUCAUUUGUACUUAUGCAAGCAUCUUGUCCCUCUCUUCCAAAGAACAGUGCCAGCUUGAGUCUUGGAGUUUUUUGAGCAGGAGGCAGCACUGAAGGAUCCUGAUCACCUUCAAAUACCUGUGCUUUACCUUAUCAAAUGAUAGUUUAAAUCCAGUGUGGAACUUACCUUGAGUUUCUACCCUGAUGCAAAAUCUUUGAGGUUUUUUUAAGUCUUGCUGCUAAUAAUUUGGACUUGGGCAUUAAAAAUGAACCUCUAGUGGAACAGGACUCGCUUCAUCAUUUUGCCCUUGCUGCACAGAGUUUCUGAGUUUGUAAAUGCCAUCCUGCAGCAAAUGAUCUGUCUUCUCUUGCCAACCAGUCUCUUGGGCAGCUCCUGUUUCUGCUCCUCAUCAGUUUUUCCCCCUCUAUUUGUAGUUCUUUCUGUCAGCUCCAGAGUCCUUUAAUCCAACUCCUAAUUUAAUUCCAUUGCUUGGAGGUCUGCAUCUGGCGAGGAUCUGUGUGUUAGGCUGCAGUUAUACAACAGAUUGUUCAGUCAUGUAACUUUUUGUUUCCUUCUGGGUGAAAAAUUACGCCAAAGCUGCUACUACUAUAGCAUACACUACUGCUGGAAAGUGUAGCUUCCACCAGAGCCAGCUGUGCUGCAGAAAACAGUUACACUACAAGGUCAUCUGGAUUGCUGGAACUGAUGGGGUUGGGAAGUGAUGCCACCUUGCAUCUUGAUCUGCACCUGACCAAAACAGAGCUGGAGCAUCUCUGUGUGUGGCUGCCUGGCAGCUGUUUGGCUGUGAUUAGUGGGAUCAGCAUCUCUCUCUGCUGGGUGUGUUACUUGCAGGGCAGUGCACGUGUUUGUGCACACAGGUGGGGAUACAUCCACAUACAGUAGUCUGUAGUGGGAAUUAGCUGGCUGUGAGGGUGGGCUUACCCUGUUAGGGUGUCUUUCGUGGGGCAGUAACACCCCAGGGAGCAUUUUACUUUGGCCCGAGCGAGACAUUUGGAAAAAUACUUGGUUUUCUUGGAGCACUAUAUUUAAAUUCCAGACUUUUUAUCAACUUUUGACCUUUUGUAUUUAUAUGUUCAGAAAAUUCUUCUGAUACCUUUUCAAUUUACCAACACUGAAUUAAAACCUUUCAGAAUGUAUGGCUGGUCCUCUCCUUACGUGUCACAAGUUUCAGAGCCUGAGGGUAGUUGUGCCAAAUCUACCCCCUUUGCUCUCAAGAUAGAAAAAAAAAAGAAACCAUUGACAAUUCAUGGGUGGCAGCUAAGGAAGAAACCCUUUAAAUAUUUUUUUCAGAGAAUAUUAAAUUAGAUCUGUGUAAACAUAAAAUUUAUAUUUAUUAAUGUGUGUGUGUGUGUGAGCGUGUGUGUCAAUAUAGAUAUAUAAAUGGUCCAUGACUAUUUCUUUCUCUUAAAUGGUACUUUCAGAGACUUUUAUACAGUAUGUUGGUAAAUUCCUGCACCAGGCACUGACUCCUGAAGAAUGAUGUACCUGUUUUUGUAAUGAAUGUGAGCAGCCAGUGGAAGCAGCUUUACUUCAGUGAUUGCUUUCAUUCCUCUUGCAGAGCAGAAGAGACAGCUUGGUACUUGCAUCUUCCUUGUGUAGGAGCCCUGCUUCUGGCUUUGUUGUGCUUUCAGCCACCUCAGUCCACGCUGCUUUUCUGGCAAGAAAAUCCCCCAAAAUGGCACUAAUGAAAGCUAGAAUCCUUUUCUUGUCUUCAGUUAUCUGUAGUUGUGGUGUUGGGGAGUUCUUUACAGAUUCUGCUCUGUAAGUAAUGGGACCUUAUUUCUAACAGAGGAGGUUUAUGAUGGGUCCACGAGGAUGCUGUAAGGCUGAGGAAUUCCUCCCUGCCAGGUGGCUGAGCUAACACUGGGGCACUAUGAAAUAGUUUCUUUUCCUCUGUGGUGAGAUUAUUUUCCUUUUAUCGUGAUUCUGUCUCUUUGUGGGGAGAGGUGUGUGUAUAUCCCCUUAAAAACAAACACAGAAGGGUUUUUCUAAUGUUCCCGUUCACAGGGAGUACAUUUUACCAAACUGGCCAAACUUCAUUCCACGAGGAUCACUAAAUUCACAGAAGUGUGUAUUUUGACCCACUGGGAUCUUUUGGUGAUUAUUCUUAAAAGCAGGUGACAGUUGGCUUCCUAAUUCCUAAUUGCUGUUGCAGAAAUUCCUUUCUCUGUGAGGACCUGAGUUAAGGCUUCACCUCGGUGAUCACUGGCUGGUGAUGGGGCUUCCGUACUUAAGGGUUGGUGGUAGGAAGAGUAACAGGAAAUGGGAGCAGUGAAAGGAAGCAGCUUUCCUUCUCAGCAGAAAACAGCCCUUGUGAGAACCAGAUUUCCCCUGAUAUUUGAUUAUUCCUCGUGUCUGCUCCGAGUUAAGCGAUGCCCCUUCGCUGUCAUCUCCCCCUCUCUGUCCAGCUUCUCCCCCACCUCAGUUUCACUUCCAGCAGUCUGAGACAAAGCCUUCCUUAAAGCUGAGGGCAACAGUGAGGAGAAAUGUCUGUUAGCUGAAGAAAAAUGAGAUUUAAAUGGAGCAGAAAAAGCGAGAUUUCCUUCUGUUUCACUGUCUUGCUGCUAAAAGUCUGGUGCAGAACAUCCUGAUGUUCUGCUGAUUUAUAUGCUGCUCUUGGGAGGUGGGCAGGCUGCUAAAUAGGCAGGUUGGCUCUGUAGCAGUUGAAUUACUGUAAACCUAAACUUGCUUAAUCUCUCCUGGUUUUUUUCUCCCUCAAAUGGGCUUGAAGUAGAGGGAACCAGAAUAUUGUUUUUAAGAUCUUUUUGCUUUAAUAGAAGACAGAAUGGUAAAAAAAAGUCUCAUUCAAAUGUACUGAUACAGAAAAUGGCUUUAAAAUACAAAAAUCUUACAAGACCCAUAUCUUGUCUUGGGUUCUGGACAUGCCUUGUCCAGCCUGCCAGCCGACCUCCACAUAGCCAAAAAGAGCAUUUUAAGACUCUGUAGCUAUCCAAAGGACUGUUAUCCAAAGGACUGUUAAAAGCUGUUUAGGGAUAAAUCAAAAGCUGUAUGUGAGCAAUGGGUGGUAAAGCUGGAAAUUCAGAUCCAACUCUGAAUAAUUGCUCUAAAAAAAAAAUCCAGAGAAAUCUGACUCUCCCCGUGUUCUGCAGAUGCACAUUCCCACCGAGUCCCCAAGGGAAGGCUGAGAGGAGAACCUGAAAUACCUCAAUGGCUUGACAGAAGGGUUUGCUACAGAGACCUGGGCCAGCCUUACCCCUUUCCCCUCGGUUUGGCACUUAUUUUAAAGAUGGUGAUGGAAGGGGCAACUAAAGCCAUGCUUGCAUUUCAGUUCCUGGUGUUACCUGUGCAAGACACCUCCAGCCAGAUGUUCUGGGGUUUGUGGGUGUUUGUUUUUUUAAUACAGCUGAUAUCAAAAGUAUUUUUUGUGACUUGUUUUCGUUAUCAGUGCUUUUUACAAAGCAGGUGUGUAUCCCAAGGGGGAAGCUUCAUCUGGGGCAAUGGAUGUGAAGUUCACCUUCUUUCCCUGGCCAUGUUGCAGCAGUGCUCCUGUGAGAUGCUCAACUGCACAGGCAGACCGUGGCUCCCACGAGGGUGGGAUCCUGCAUCCAAGGAGCAGGACCUGCAUUUCCACAUCAAAUGGGAUACAGUGGUUUUGUUUGCUUGUUUGUUUGUUUUUUUUUAAUAUGGAGCCAUACAUUUUUUUAAGUAAUUUGAGAUCUGAAUGUGAUUUCUAAUGUAUCGAGAACGUUAAUAUUUUAAAGCUAUAACAAAGUUUAAAUUUCUACUUUUUUUUUUUUUUUCAUUUAUUUUAACUGUUCUGUUACCUUAAUUUGAUGUAUGUGGUUGGGGAAUGUUGCUUCUCCUCUUAGCAUUUGUUUCUAUAACCAGAAAUAAAAUUAUAUAUGAAAGAGAAAA